This is a messenger RNA of Hyla sarda, 2560 nucleotides long. RefSeq names its product chymotrypsin A-like. The transcript has 11 exons. Gene Ontology annotation, biological process: proteolysis. Gene Ontology annotation, molecular function: serine-type endopeptidase activity. Lineage: Eukaryota; Metazoa; Chordata; Amphibia; Anura; Hylidae. The record is from RefSeq and is a predicted model, not a curated record. The coding region runs from base 997 to 2280 and encodes 427 amino acids.
UGUAGGUAAUCAUGGGUAUCAUUUUAAUCGUAUUGACCCACAGAAUAAAGAACAUAUGUCAUUUUUACCUAAAUUGUAUGUUGUGAAAAAGAAAACCUUCCAAAAUUUGCAAAAUUGCGUUUUUCUUUUUAAUUUCCCCACACAAAUAUUUUUUUGGGUUGCGCCAUACAUUUAAUGGUAAAGUGAGUGAUGUCAUUAUGCAGGACAUCUGGUCACGCAAGAAACUAAGCCCUCAUACUAGUCUGUGGAUGAAAAUAUAAAAGAGUUAUGAUUUUUACAAGAGGAGGAGGAGGAAAAAACAAAAAUGCAAAAAUAAAAUUGGCCUGGUCCUUAAGGGGUAAUGUGGCACCAAGACACAAUCGUUUGCCUUUUUACUUUUUUAAGGAAGACAAUUGGGGAAAAUGUUUCUUUUUGUAAUUAAAUUAAGUAUAGUACAGUGUCCCCUCCCUUGUAUAGCAUUGAUUGUGACAUCAGAUUACAGGGCUGAUGACAUCAUAGGAAAAGACAGAAUACUUAGCCAGAUGCACAGGUUGCAAUCUCAUUCGCUUAUUAGGGUUCAGUCUUCUUUGCCGAUCUCUUAAAAUAAAGGCAAAAGAGAAGAAAAAGUAUUUAGAAGGACAAACUAGGAAAAGAGCUGAGCAGAGACCAGAACAGUGGAAAUAUCUGGAAGCCACCAGAAGAUACCAAGAAAGAACAAGUUAUUGGCGUUCCUGCAGAAUAUCUGGGCCCGGAUGACCCAUAAGAGGAGAAAAACUUCCAGCAAAGAAGAGAGGUGUAAGUGACCUCCCUGGACCCCUCAACAUCCAUCUGAUGGACGGCACAGUGUCCAGCCCUCGAUGAUCAAAGCUACCUCCUGCUUCCUCUGAUGUGUCAUACAGCCACAGGAUUUUACUAAAGACCCUCCUAUAUGUGCUUCACUUGUACCUACCACAAAACUAAGGUAUGUGAAGUUUAUGACAGAAAAAGACAGAAGUGCGCUUAGCAAUAUUCUGACUGAUGGCUUUAAUGGCAGAAGCAGCUGAAAAUGAUGGAGAUCGGCAGUUACUGCACAAGAAGUCAAAAACUAAGUGCUGCAGCUGUUGUGUCAAAUGUUGUACCUGCUGCAUUCAUUGCCUCAGUGGAUUCAUUCUUCUUUUAGCAAUAGCUGGUCUGGUUUUAUGUGCAAGGAUUUUCUUAGAGUUCCCAAUGAUUAUUAAUGGCUUCAGAAGCACCAAUAAUUUCACAAAGGAGACCGUUGAUGCACUGUUGUCUGAAUCGCAACAUUCAGGAAGUCCAACUGACCCUUCCAGGGAGACAUGCAAAAUGUUUGUGGGCUCCUUUCAAUUACUAAAUGAAACGUACCUGGCACAGUAUAAUGAUGCAUCUUCUGUUGACUUCCAGAGGAUGGCUAAAUGUUUAGAAACUCUGAUAAAUACCAGACUAAAACGUAGUCUAUUAAAUGUGGGCUACAGAAAUGCAUCUGUCUUCUUGCUAAGCUCUAAUCCAACCACCACACAUUUCCAGCUGCUGUUCUGUAAUGACAAUGCUACCAUAAGUGGGAUAAAAGCUGACAAUAUUGUGCAGGGUCUGAGGAAUUAUAGUGCAAGCAAGGAUAUCGUCAAUAUAUCAAUGAAUUUGGACAGCCUGGCAGUGGGAGGGGUGGCACCAUGUCCAGUAUUUUUUAAUUCAAGUGAGCCAUGGCCCUGGAGUGUUGUUCUGCAACAAAAUCAAAUAACUUUGUGUGCUGGCAGCUUAUUGAGUGGUUCCUGGGUACUGAGCUCAGCUACGUGUGUUAAAAACAGGGAUCCAUCCUUACUUACUAUAAUGUUGGAAGAUGGGCACAGUUCUUUACGUAUAGAUAUGAUUUUCCUACACCCCAACUUCACUGCUUCAUCUACAUUGAACAACUUUGCCUUGAUUCGCCUUUCAACACCGGUGUGGUUCAGUUCAUCCAUUAUUCCCAUCUGCCUUUCUCAGACAUCACAGGACCCAACAACUGGAAGCCUAUGUAGCACCUUGGUCGGGAAUGCCUCAACUGGUGGCCUAACCAGUUUGGCUGGGACUGUGACAACUGGUCUAACUUGCCUCAGUAAGACCGAAUCUGGGUCUCUCUACCUCAAGGCUUCACUGUCAAACACUUUAUUUAAUCAGACAAAUACAGGGGAUCCACUGGUGUGCAUGAACACAGAUGGCACAGCUUAUCUUCAAGGCAUUUCGAGCAGUCUCUCAUCCAGCGUCUGUCUCAGCUUCACUAGUAUUGGGCAAACUGUGAGCUGGAUCAACUCUUACAUACUAAACUGAUCAGAAGUUGGACAAUAUUUACACAGACUUCUCAGCAGCAAUAUUGUUCUAUUAUUAUGAGAACAUCUGUCAACAAAUUGCUAAUUACUUAUAACUAUCCCUGUCAGUUCUUGGGGUCCGCCAAUCUAACAGUUAUCACCUUAUCUGCCUAGGUAAUAUGAAUAUUUUCCUUUAAAGGUUACUUUAAGCCAAGUGUACAGUGUAUAGAAAUAAAAGUAUAGAAAGUUUCACAAGCUUUCUAUUUAUACAUUAUUCUGCUCUUUGAGGAAAGGAGAACAGA